This is a messenger RNA of Medicago truncatula (barrel medic), 1353 nucleotides long. RefSeq lists its product as uncharacterized. The record is from RefSeq and is a predicted model, not a curated record. Lineage: Eukaryota; Viridiplantae; Streptophyta; Magnoliopsida; Fabales; Fabaceae. The transcript is spliced from 3 exons. Bases 795 to 1160 code for a protein of 121 amino acids.
CUCACACAUCAUUCAUUUCACAUUAUUUUUCUCUCUUUUCACUAAAGAAGUUCUGGAAAACUCUCCCAAUCCUCUAUCAAACCCUAGCCGCCGCAACAAAUUUUACGACCUUCUUCAGUGUGUUUACGACAUCGUUUUGUUGUUCCACCAUCAUCUUCAUCCUCUCCUUUUCAUAUAUAGUUUUAAUCUAUCAAAUUUAUUUUCAGAUCAAAGAUGUUUUUAAAUAUCCCUUUGGCCAUCUUUUCUUCUAGAUCUCGACAACUAUCACAGUAAAAAGAGUCCCAUCCAUUUCCUCUACAAAAUCCAUUAAAAAAAAUCAAGAUCGGACUACCUUCGCCGGUGGCCACCGCGCCGGAGUUUGUCACCACCGCACCGGAAUAGAGCUUACGUGUUUUCUUCCCAAUCUUGUAUGAUUUGGUCCAAAUCAAGUCUAUAAUUCCCAUUUUCGACAAACUUGGAUCUCAAUCAUGAGUUGUGCAGCAGAUCUGGAACCUUCAUCAUGAAGCUCUCUUUUGGACUUAUGUGAUAUACUUCUUUCACACAUGCAACAAAUAACAACAACAAAUCAAAGGUUUUUAAGAAAAUUGGUCACCGUUGACAGAAGAGAGGAGAGAAACUUUUAACUUUCUAGAAAAUGAUGUGGUAGAACAGAAUUUGAGCUUAGCAAAAGGUAAAGAGGAAAAGUGCACAUAAACUCUUAUCCAUUGGUUUAAAUCUUUAAAAUUUUGAUUUGCAAGAUAUUAGGAUUCGGUUGAGACAAAAAGGGAAUCAAAAAUCAAAUCAAAAAAAUUCAAAUGGAGUCCACCGAGAAACAACCAGGUUUGCUACAGCAGAUUGUACCACCGCGUCUAGAAGACGCAGGUCUCGAAGAUCCUGCACUUCCACCGAAAUCAAUCCACGAAGCGUUUCUCAAAGCAGCCGCUGCUGUGAAAUCGAGAAUAUUCACAUCCUCCGACGAAGAUGAUUGCAUCGACGAUCCAAAGCCGUCCGGCGAGGAUGUGUCCGAUGUCGUUGGUGUGAUUGAGCUGGAAAACAAGGAGCCGGGAGCUUGUGUUGAUGGGUUGCAAGGUUUGGAUAAGGAGAAAGAUGAUGUGAAGGAAAAAAGUGAAGAAAAGGAAAAGAAAGAGAAGAAACCUAUCUUCGUUGGUGGCUAUGCUUGAAACGAUUUCAAGGAAUUUUGGUGUUAGAUUAUAUUAGAACUCUUGUUUUUUGUACUCUAUUUUAAUAAGUUAGGUUAAUUUGGUGUAUGAAUUCGUAAAAUCUUUAUGCUUGUAUUGUACUACUAUGUAUGUAUAUAAAGUUUGUUGUUUUGUAUUAUAUUAGUUUCUAUCUAUACUAUUCAUAUUCAUAGAA